AUGGGCGUCGUCGCUGCUGCUGGCGGAGGAGGCGUCUCCAACGAGCUCGCGGGCCUGCUCGCGGGCCGCGACACUCGCUGGUACCGCGGUUUCUACCUCAAGCUCAACAUUAUGCUGUCUCUCGUGCUCAUCACCUCCAUGACUAACGGGUACGACGGCAGUAUGAUGAACGGGUUGCAAGCCCUCGACACGUGGAAAUCGUACUUCAACCACCCGGAGCGCAACCCCACCCUCUUUGGCGUGUACAACGCCAUCCAGUCAAUCGGCGGCAUCGUCGGUCUCCCCUUCGCCCCGUACCUCGCCGACCACCUCGGCCGGCGCUGGACCAUUUUCCUCGGCGCAGCACUUAUGGUGCUCGCGACGGCGAUCCAGACCGCGUCGCAAAACGUCGGCAUGUUCAUCUUCUCGCGCGGCCUCAUCGGUUUCGGUCUCUCCUGGGCCGGCCUCGCCUCGCCUCUCCUCAUCACAGAGCUUGCAUUCCCCACCCACCGCGCCCCCAUUACGUCGCUGUACAACGCGACAUGGUACCUCGGUUCGAUCAUUGCCGCGUGGACGACAUUUGGCACAUUCCGCAUCGACAACACGUGGUCGUGGCGCAUCCCCUCCGUGCUCCAGGGCCUGCCGUCUGUGCUCCAGCUCUUCUUCAUCUUCUGCAUCCCCGAGUCCCCGCGCUGGCUCAUCUCCAAGGGCAAGGUUGAGCCGGCGCGCGACAUCAUUACCAAAGUCCACUGCGGCGGCGAUGUCAACGACCCCCUCAUCGACUACGAGGUCGAAGAGAUCCGCGAGAUGAUCCGCAUCGAGCAGGAAGCCGCUAGAUCCUCAUCGUGGAAGGAGCUCUUCACCACCCCCGGCAACCUGCGCCGCAUGCGCAUCGUCCUCGCCAUCGCCUUCUUCUCCCAGUGGUCGGGCAACGGCCUCGUGUCGUACUACCUCACGAUCGUGCUCAAGGGCAUCGGCAUCACGUCUUCCGGCCACCAGACGCUCAUCAACGGCGUGCUCCAGGUCUACAACUUUUUCUGGGCCAUCGUCGGUGCCAUGACUGUCGACCGGCUCGGCCGCCGCUUCCUCUUCCUCACCUCGACUAUCGGUAUGAUGUUCUCCUUUAUCGCAUGGACGAUCUGCUCUGCCGUGUACCGUCAGAGCGCGACGGCCUUCGACCCCGUCUGUCUGAUGGAGCACAACGGCGACUCGCGCGAGUGCGUCGCGCUCAACGCGAACAAGAGCGCAGGUAACGGCGUCAUCGCCUUCAUCUUCAUCUUCUACGCAUUCUACGACAUCGCCAUGAGCCCGCUCCUCGUCUCGUACACCGUCGAGGUCCUCCCGUUCCGCGUGCGCGCCAAGGGCCUCAUGGCCAUGCAGAUGUGUGUCAAUGCAUCUCUCGUCUUCAACCAGUACGUCAACCCGAUCGCCAUGGACGCCCUCGACUGGAAGUACUACAUCGUGUUCUGCGUGUUCCUCGCUUUCACGGUCGUGUACUGCUACCUUUUCGUCAUCGAGACGCGCGGCCCCGACGGCCCGCUCUCGCUCGAGGAGAUCGCCGCCCUCUUCGACGGCCCACACCGCUAUGGCUUCCAGAAGAACCCGACCAUCCACCGCGCAGAGGAUAUCGAGGCGGAGGACUUGAGCGGCAAGGGCGACCUCAACCAGUCUCCCUUGGGAGCCGUCCGCCACCUCACCACCGACGGGUACUGA
Cutaneotrichosporon oleaginosum is the source of this 1692-nucleotide messenger RNA. RefSeq lists its product as uncharacterized. Gene Ontology annotation, biological process: carbohydrate transport; transmembrane transport. The record is from RefSeq and is a predicted model, not a curated record. Lineage: Eukaryota; Fungi; Basidiomycota; Tremellomycetes; Trichosporonales; Trichosporonaceae. Gene Ontology annotation, cellular component: membrane. Gene Ontology annotation, molecular function: carbohydrate:proton symporter activity.